CGCCGUUAGUGCAUGAGCAGAGAAGCCAGAGAGGCGACGGAGCAACUGCAACGCGUUGCCAGGGCUAAAUAGAAGCACGUCAGGUGAUUGUUUACCAAUUGGAUUACCUGCAAUUGUAUCUCGCCGCCUUCAUUUGUAGCAUCUCCAGAUAAUGCACCUGUCGCCACGAUGCAGGCUAGCUAUUGUUGUGUCGUAUCAUUUCCAAUAUAUUUGUUGAGGUGUCUUCUGGGGUACAGACAUGCCUGUUCAGGGCCAAUAAUAACACCGUCGUUAGAGUAGCCAGUCCGACCCUUAUCACUCAGUUUGCCCGCACACUGAAGCCAAAUCAAGUCACAUAAAAUACUGGGAAUCGUAGUACCAAUACUCUGCGUGGGGUGUUGCUCCCUUGGCGUUCCGGCACUGGCUUUUGCAUGAUGUUGUGCUGCCUCGAGAGCAAGCACUGCUGGACGCAUAUUGACCCCUGAGCCCGCAAUCACAGGUCCGGGUGGGAAACACUAACACAUGUAGAGCUUUUACGCGACACAGUGGUGUGUUUAUGUCACUACUUGUGGAUGGCCCUGCUAACAGUGUAACUGAUAGUCCAUCUUGUCCCUGAGCUCUGUCGAAGAGCGACGAAAGCACCCGAAUAAAUGGCAGUUCAAGAGUUGUUGGCGGGGAGGUAUCCAGAUCAUGUCCAUUUUUUCUAUGCCCUGUCUGGUUCCGGCUGUUCUACCACAGGUACUCACGAGGAGAGUAGAUUCCGUUUAGGCAUGGUGUGGAGCAUUGCAGACUACUGUUUGGUUCUGUGAAAAUAUCAUAACCAUCAUCAUUCAUAUAACUGAGUGAAGUAACUUCAUCUGACACCGGUUCACCUUGUCAACGGGUACCAGUCCCUGGUGUUGUCAGUGGCUCAGUUCUCUGCCAGCAACAUCGUAAUUUUGAAACUGCAAAAAUUUUUGAGAAGACAAUGCUGUCAAAUUGACGAUUCUCCUUUGAGAGUUCCGCAAAGAAACGGUAACAGGACGCGGGGUGAAGGCAACACUGCUUUGCCGAAGUAUACGUGCUUUGUGUGCUAAAUGGCUGUGCAUCCCCAAUUAGAACUGUAGGGUGACGUUGAGUUAUACUGGCAGACGGGCCAAAAGUACGGAUCCUUCGAAGCAGUUGGGCUGGGAUUUUUGUGGCAUCUUCCGUUACAUGGUUGGUCUUCUGUCGAAUCAUCUGGCACUAUUCGCAUUACACAUGCAUGCAACGUCGUCAGUAGCGAAAGCCUUGCCACCGCCGGCGUGGGGCCCCUGAAACGGGGACAAAACAAGAACGGCUUGCCGGUUUCGCCGGAAUCUGGGGUGGUCCUUCGAGAGUGGACUGGCUCUGAGCGAACCCCGUUUGUAGAAAGGGUAUUAACUGUAUCACAAUACAUGGCUGGACGAAAAGUGUGGCGAACAUGAAUUCAGCGGUUGGUGUCCCAUAAUCUAUAACUUUCAGUCAGUUCACAAUCAGCACUUUUACAAUAAUUCUAUUAUGACGUUAAACUGUUCACUGUUGAGAAAAACUAUGCAACAGCGAUGACCGCAAUAUUCUUCAGAUGUAAUGAUUGUUAUGGAGCGUGGAUGGACUAAACAGAUGCGCUGUAUGAUGUCUCCGCUGUCUCUGAAAGCCCCAGCAAUUGCGCCACCUUACGAGCUGAAGUACCCUGCUUCUGUCACUUCUUACGAGAAUUGCUUGCACCGCUGCCGCAACAGCAUCAUGGCAUGUUCACAAUGUAGGAAACCACUGGGGGAGAGUUUAACAAAUAAACCGGACUCGUCCGGUGGCAAUAACGAUUCAGAGUUGCGACGGAGAGAGCAUCUGUUCAAGCACAGACCGUAAGUUUCACAGUCUCUUACCACUUUACAAUAAAAUGCACGGCAUGCUACGAAGUAAAGGGCAGCGAGUGUCUGCCCUGGCAAUGCAGGCAUUCGUUCAAAGGUCACAAAACGCUCACACAACCUGAACAUGCUAGCCAAUUCAAGUAGAAGGAAAACUCAGGGCCUCGGCUCCCCUUGAGUCAUCAUGCAUCUCUACUACACAGAACCCCCAUACUGCAAAAGAACCAAUAAGAACACAAAGUAUUUGCGCUUCCCUCUGUCCACACAUGUCUGCACACAGCAGAUCUGGACAUUGAAGUAUUCCUGUCAGUCCCCAGCUGCAUCAUUUACAUCCUGAGGCGCUAGGCAUGCGAGUGGUGUUCAGUCAACUUUAAAACCAUCCUCGCCUUUCGUAUGAUGACUGCUUUUCUGGCGACGAGAUCAGGGAAGGCGUGUCUGUCGCCAAAGUUGCAAAGCUUCAGAGCGAGGUCGAAGCGGCAGAGGCGAUGCUAAGGAAUUUAAAGUUCAAAACAGGCUGCCUCAACAUACCAUCACAUAUGGAAACUGAAGUUUAUUUUGAAAACCCUAAAAUGUACGUCUCACCCUGGUAACGUGUGUGACUGUACCCAUCUGGUACAGUUGCAAUGCCGUGACAUAUUUAUGGUAAAAUCCCUCCGAAAUGGCGGGCCACAUUGAAGUAUUGCGUCGUUUAUCAGGCAACCACGAUAUCAAGAAACGUUACUGCAGAGGCAGAAAUUAAUGAUGCUUUGCUGAGGUGGCUCGUUCGUCCUCUUAGGAGACGCUGGUGGCGGAUGCGAGUGACAAAGGUUGAGAAGGACAGAGUGCCUGGUCCUCUCGAAUACACAAGAUGGUGAUCCCAACACUGCUUAAACAGAAGGUGUCGUGUAUACGUUUUUACCGACGAAUGAUUUUGAUUUCACCAGGAUUGGUACAUUGCAUGAUGGAGGCCGCAUGGUUCAAAGAAGCAUCUCUGUGAAGGUGUUCAACUCUGCAUCAGGCUCACAAGCUCGUACCCGCAGAGCGGGUCCAGAUCAAGUUGCUCGUCAAGAAUUAGCGACAAGACGACUCAUUCAGCGUACGAAACCCACGAGAUUUCACAAUCGACACAUCUAAGAGGACACAAUCACAAAACUUCUACCUGUUCAUCGCCGAACAGCGCUUCUGCAACCUCCUUCCUCAAUGCGCCGGAGUCUCGAGACGCGCAGGGGCACGUAUCCUAUUCACACAUUGUUGUGAAGCGGAACAAGCAAGCGGAUCUUCCUCAAAAUAAGGCAGCUGCGCCGACGGUUAUUAACCAACUGACAAAAAGCAUGGAGUCACGUCUCUGUGACACACCAAUUGCGGAGUCCUCCCUCCGCGAGCAGAAAGACCCACCAGGUGCCGCAUCCUAUCCAGCAUCGAUGGGAGUGCGGUUACCACGUCCAACCCCGCCAGAAACUGCUCAUAAUGUGACCGCUGUAGAAAGGCGGCUCCUCCGGCUCUUGCCUGGUUCGGUCCCAGAAACCCGUAGCAGAGAAGUAUACACUGUCCCCAGAGAAGUUAGAUGGGAGAAAGAAACCAAGUCUGUCCCAGUGGACAGACCUCCAGAACGCUCUGGCGUCCGUGAAAAGAGCAGCUCUAUAAAGGCGGCAGUCUGUGCGGCAACACAGAGUAUUAUACCAGCACGUGCACCAUCUUACAGCAGUCCUCCAGACACACUUUUUGGCGCGGAUGGAACAAUCCGUUUGCAAAAAGUGGGGGGUGCCGCAACAGACGAACUGACGUCACAGGGCAAAAGUUCGUCUUUAAUGUCGGAGCUUCCAGGCCCCAGUGGUCCACGGGAUCUCCAGGAGUCAAUUGCUAAAACUUCCAAAGAAAAAGUACAGACGCAAAAUGGAUUGUUAAGCUUCACCCGAGCAGACAGAGCCACCGGAGAUCCGUUAAGAGAUGACGCUCCGGUUACCUGUCGGAUCACGCUUUCGGGCUUACAAGAUCUCAAUGAGAUCGACUUGUCCGCAAUAGCCCGCGACAACAAACAAGCAUACACUGGUGGGGAUUCCCUGAACAUGGCAUCGGGUUCUAGUCCACGGGUACUACUUACAAGCUGUAGCGCCUCCACGGGUCAUUGUCAGCUUCCUGAUUCCCAGCGUCAUAAGUAGCAGAAUUCCUGCUAGCAAGGGUGUUCUGUCUUCAGGGCGAGCCAAAAGAAUCGGCGCCGAGGUCAGACACAGAGGUACGUCAAGUCGUCUGUGGUUGUCUCCCGUAGACUAAUGAGACAAAGAGAUGAACUCACCGUGUAAUAAACGGUUGUCCAAAGCAGCAACCUGAGUCUAGUACAGAACAGACUCCGAGACCAGCAGACACGCCGCGAUUGUUUUGAUGACAGUCAUGAAGCAUUAUAAACCGAAGCACACAUGCACACACAUUCUGUGAUGUUUCAUCAUGAUGAGCAGCGCCGCCACCAGAGGAACUGGAGACAAUUACAAAGACGUCACCGUAAUAGAACGCCUCCCUUGUACAACCUUGACGGAUGAGUGGUAUUGAAACGUAUUCACAAUGUCAAUGCUAUAAAAAUGCAUAUAUUCAUAGCAUUUCGGAGAAAACAAUAGCUAUUAUGUCGCUUAUUUCCUUGCAAUUCACCCUCUCGCUUUUCUGCAAGCUUGCUUGUACGUUCGGAUAAAAUCGCCCGACAGAGCAGGUCCCGUACCACUCCGGCCCAAAGAGACGAGUUUCCGC
This is a messenger RNA of Toxoplasma gondii ME49, 4559 nucleotides long. RefSeq lists its product as hypothetical. Lineage: Eukaryota; Apicomplexa; Conoidasida; Eucoccidiorida; Sarcocystidae. The transcript has 2 exons. Bases 3155 to 3982 code for a protein of 275 amino acids. The record is from RefSeq and is a predicted model, not a curated record.